UUUUAUCACUCGUGACUCACCACUCCGAGACGAUUCUCGGAUCGUUCUUCUUCUUCUUCUUCUUCCUCCUCAGAUUUCAAUUCUCUCCCCCCCUACGCCUCUCCAAUCUUCAAUCCUCUCCUCUGAUUUGUGAAAUUGUUUCCCUGAAAGAUCAAAUGCCGACGAAUUUUCGAAGACCCAGAAAUUGCAUGAGAAAAAUUCCCCUCUCAGAAGCCUGAUAUGGUAAGGGUUGAAUUAGAUGAUUUGUGAAGUUACUGAAUGGUAGAGUUGAUGGCUUCAUCGCGCUCCUCUGGGUCUGACCCUGGAUGGGAGCAUGGUGUUGCUCAAGAUGAGAGGAAGAAGAAGGUUAAAUGCAAUUACUGUGGAAAAGUAGUUAGUGGUGGCAUUUAUAGACUAAAGCAACAUUUAGCUCGUGUUUCUGGAGAAGUAACCUACUGUGAUAAAGCUCCAGAGGAAGUAUAUUUGAGAAUGAAAGAAAAGUUGGAAGAAUGUCAUUCCAAUAGGAAAAAAAUGAGAUCUGACAGUGGUGGACAAGUUUAUUUAAACUUCCACUCUAAUGUUGGUGAAGAGGGUGAUGAACAUAUUGGCUAUAGAAGCAAAGGGAAGCAAUUGAUGAGUGAUAAUAACAUGGGUUUGAACAUAACUCCCUUGCGGUCAUUAGGAUACACUGAUCCAGGCUGGGAACAUGGAGUUGCUCAGGAUGAAAGGAAGAAAAAGGUAAAGUGUAAUUAUUGUGAGAAAAUAGUUAGUGGUGGCAUCAAUCGGUUCAAACAACAUCUUGCUAGAAUUCCUGGAGAAGUGGCACCAUGUAAGAAUGCUCCUGAGGAAGUGUAUCUUAAAAUAAAAGAGAAUAUGAAAUGGCACCGCUCUGGGAAGAGACACAAACGCCCUGAUGACAAGGAGAUCUCUGCUCUCUCUUUAGAAUCAAAUGAUGAUGAUGAUGAUGAAGAGGAUGUGCAAGAGGAGGAUGUUAUGGGCCGAACAAGCAAGGAAAAACUGUCAAUCAGCAAUAGAGGACGAGGCAAAGAUUUGAGAAAUACUUUCAAAGUCAUGUCUCCUAUUUCUGAACCAUUAGUGAAAAAAUCACGUUUAGAUUCUGUUUUCCUGAAUGUAGCAAUGAGUCAAGCACCACUUUCUUGUAAAAAGGCAAGAGGAAAAAUGGGCUACGGUAAGAAAUUCCGUGGGGAAGUAUAUUCUGCAAUUUGCAAAUUUUUUUACCAUGCUGGAGUUCCAGUGGAAGCAGCAAGCUCCCUCUACUUCCAUAAGAUGCUAGAGUUGGUAGGCCAACAUGGACCAGGCCUAAUUAGCCCCUCAAGCCAAAUGAUAUCUGGACGCCUUCUACAGGAGGAAAUUGCAACAAUUAAAAGCUACCUAGUUGAGUAUAAGGCAUCCUGGGUAACUACUGGCUGUUCUAUUUUGGCUGACAGUUGGACAGAUACAGAGGGUAGGGCAAUAGUAAACUUUUUAGUUUCUUGUCCCCGUGGUGUCUACUUUGUUUCUUCAGUAGAUGUCACCUAUGUGUUAGAUGAUGCUGUGAAUUUGUUUAAGUUGCUGGACAAAGUGGUCGAAGAUGUGGGUGAGGAAAAUGUAGUCCAGGUAAUCACUGAGAAUACUCCAACUUACAAGGCUGCUGGUAAGAUGCUUGAAGAGAAGAGGAGAAAUUUAUUCUGGACCCCAUGUGCCACCUAUUGUAUCAAUCAGAUACUUGAAGAUUUUUUGAAGUUGAAGUGUGUGUGGGAGUGCAUUAAGAAGGGCCAAAGAGUUACAAGGUUCAUUUACAACCAAGUUUGGUUGUUGAAUCUUAUGAAAGAAGAAUUUACCUUGGGGCAAGAACUCCUUAUGCCAUCUUUAACCCAGUCUGCUUCCAGCUUUGCAACUUUGCAUAAUUUGCUGGAUCAUAGGACAAGCCUUAAAAGAAUGUUCCAGUCCAACAAGUGGUUUUCAUCUCGGUUCUCCAAAACUGAGGAGGGAAAAGUUGUCGAAAAGAUUGUAUUGAAUGCUACAUUUUGGAAGAAGGUGAACUAUGUUAGAAAAUCAGUGAGCCCAGUAAUGGAGGUGCUUCAAAAGGUUUACAAUAGUAAAUGCCUAUCAAUGUCAUAUGUAUACAAUGACAUGUGCAGGGCCAAGCUUGCAAUUAAAUCCAUCCACGAUGAAGAUGCACAUAAAUAUGGACCGUUCUGGGGUGUGAUAGACAACCAUUGGAAUUUGUUAUUCCACCACCCUCUACAUACAGCAGCUUACUUCUUGAAUCCAUCAUGCAGAUAUCAUCCUGAUUUUGUGCCUGUAGGAGAAACACAAAUGCAUAUGGAAGUGGGGCGUGGACUGAAUGAAUCCAUUGCUCGGCUGGAGGUAGACAAUGCAAUAAGGAUUUCUGCUUCCAUGCAGAUCCCAGAUUAUACUUCUGCAAAAGCUGAUUUUGGAACUGAAUUGGCAGUUAGUACAAGAACAGAGCUUGAUCCAGCCGCAUGGUGGCAACAACAUGGAAUAAGUUGCUUAGAGCUGCAACGUAUAGCUGUUCGCAUAUUAAGUCAGACAUGCUCAUCUGUUGGGUGCGAGCAUAAUUGGAGUAUGCAUGAUCAGAUCCGUAAGUUAAGGCACAGUCGCAUAGCACAGAAGAGGUUUAAUGACCUCAUCUAUGUACAUUACAACUUGCGACUCAGAGAAAACCAAAUAAAGAAAAGGCCCUGCAACUCAGUCUCCUUCGACAACAUUCUGGUAGAAAGUUUACUCCAUGACUGGAUUGCAGAGGCAGAGAAAAGAUCCUGGCAAGAAGAUGAGGAAAUCAUUUAUUAUGAAGGGGAAAUGGGAGAUGACGAAGAUUAUAGGAAUGAUCUGAUCGAAUAUGAAUGUGGUAGAGUGAAGCCUGGAAAUGGAUCAUUUGACAUCUCAACCUUUGACAAUGUGGAAUCCUUGGAUGUUAAUCCCACAAAUGCUGUUGGUGCCCCGGGUGAUGAUGAGCUAAAUUUCUACAAUGAUUUAAGUGAUUAACUAAUGUUUGAUGGCUCAACUAACAGUAAGCAACGCAGUCUAGGUAGUGCAGGUAGUGUCUCUACUGCAUUUGUUGACUAUUCAUGGAGACUUGAACUUGUUCUCGCUCUGUUGUUGUCCCUUCUCAAAUUUUUGUCUUGGGACGGUUCUGAAACGUUUGCGUUGUCUAUGAGAUAAUCUGUUCAGCGUUUUUCCCCUCCCAUUCCUCUUUUUUAUUUUGGUUAUUAAGGAUUGAACCUUAAACUUGUGAUUAAAAAUUCAGAUGACUC
This is a messenger RNA of Rubroshorea leprosula, 3257 nucleotides long. The record is from the annotation of a GenBank genome assembly. NCBI's taxonomy places the organism in Eukaryota, Viridiplantae, Streptophyta, Magnoliopsida, Malvales, Dipterocarpaceae.